Molecule: messenger RNA, 1662 nt
Organism: Aricia agestis (brown argus)
Lineage: Eukaryota; Metazoa; Arthropoda; Insecta; Lepidoptera; Lycaenidae
Product: juvenile hormone esterase-like
Exons: 3
Coding region: 22-1626 (534 amino acids)
Source: RefSeq, a predicted model, not a curated record
CUACGCUGUUUUCCUUGAACAAUGGCUGUGAUUCGUCAGCUGAUUUGUGUGCUGCUAUUUACCUUUGUUGUUUGCGAGGAACAGUCGAAAGUGGUGAAUACAAAGUUUGGCAAAUAUGAGGGUAGUUUAGCAGACAACGGCCUGUGUUACAAAUUCUUGGGGAUCCGAUAUGCAACCCCUGUUAAGUUUCGGGCACCUACCCCGGUCCCUCCAUUUUCCGGGAUAUACAAAGCCGACACUGCUACAGUUGUAUGCCCGCAGUUCCCCACCCACGAUCCUCUAGCGGCUCCGAGUGACACGGAGGACUGCUUGGUCCUCAACGUAUUCACCCCAUCCUUCCUCAACUCCACUCUCCCGGUCAUGGUCUACAUCCACGGCGGAGAGUUCGGCAUAGGCUCCGGUUCCCCCAUAUUCUACGGCCCAGAGUAUCUCAUCACCCAUGGAGUAGUGGUCGUCACUCUCAAUUACAGACUCAACGCGUACGGGUUCCUCAAUUUGGGCAUUCCAGAGGCACCGGGAAACGCUGGAUUGAAGGACAUAAGGGCAGCACUCAGAUGGAUUCAAGAUAACAUUGCGUAUUUCAACGGUGACCCUGAAAAUGUGACCGUGUUCGGGCAAGGCAGCGGUGGUCUAGCCGCUAUAUACUUGACCCUCUCGAAUUCUACCAGAGGGCUCUUCCAUAGAGUCAUAUCAGAGAGCGGAUCACCCUUUGGCACGGAAUCUUUUGAUAGAAGCCCCCUGAAUACAGCAAGUCAGGUCGCGAAAUCUCUGAGCCUGAACACUCUAGACCCGUACGAGUUAUUGAAUGUAUACUCUGAGACAUCGAUCAACAAAAUAGAGGAAGCGAUUGAGAAACAAAUGAACGCAAAAUCUGUGUUCCUACCGAGUAAGGAAAAGGUUUUCAAGGACGAGGAGCCGUUUCUAACCGACACUCCCUACAACAUAAUAUCUAAAAAGACCAAAUCGUUCAACCCGGUUCCGAUACUGACGGGGCUUAACAUUGUUGAAGGGCUGACGGCUAUACUAGACUACAACACCAUCACGAGCCAAAUAUUCAGGAUUCAGAACGGGGAUUACUCUGCUAUCGACCAUAGGAACCUCAUUAUACCUGAAGACGAGAAGGAAGACUUUAGGGAGCUGAUCGUAGACACGUAUUUCAGUAACACAACAGACGAAGAAAUUGUCAUUGGAGGAUUGAUCAAUCUAAGCACUGAUUUCUCCUACGUCGGUCCCAUGUCCUUGUUCACUGAACUAUAUUCUAAUAGCUCGAAGACCGACAUGUUCACUUACGUCUUCAGUUACGUUGGUACCAGGAAUUUGGGCAGAAUGUUGACCAACAGCAGUCUAGCAGCAACAGCGAAUAGAGACGAGCUGUACUACAUUUUCGAGCUGGAAAGAUUGAGCCUGCCUUUAGAUGAGAAUGACGCGCGAAUGAUCACCUUCAUGACUACGAUGUGGACCAAUUUCGCUAAAUUCGGCUCUCCAACCCCAGACACGAGCAACGGGGAGUGGCUGCCGUACCCCUACCACCUGGCCAUAGACCUGGAGCCGCAGUACGUCGCCCCGCUCACGCCUGACCGCGCCAACUUCUGGCGCCUCCUCUUCUACAAAUAUGGCGUAGAUUGACACUAAAAUUGGCGGGAAAUUAAUUUAUUUCUAUUU